GAGAAAGGGGUAAGACGGUCUUUUGACAUUGAGGAAACAAACUAUAGUAGUAGUAUGGAGUGGGUGACUCGAGUAGUGGAGGUGGAGAUGAAGGUGUCGCAUCUUUAACUUAACCGGCGUUUAUAAUUGCAUUUGAAACCCCGUUCAACCGUAACCGGAGGCGGAACAUCGAUGCAAUUUGUGGAUAGGAACUUUUGAUUUUCAUCAGAACUUGGUGUAGCUUUUCUGCUUCUGCUCCAUUCAUUUCAAUUCCAUUUCUAAUUUCAUAUCUAAAAUAGGAACACGCUCUUCUUCAUACUUCACAUUUUUCAUCUGCAAUCUUCAUUUCCCUCCGAAACCCUACAUUUUCGCCUAGUGGUGGAUCAGUUUCCGGUGGUUCCUCGCCAAUUAAGUGUUUACGUGGAGUGUAGGAUUGCUGUGUGCAAAUAUAAGGUUGUGAGAUGGAGGAUGGUGAGAAACCCACGGGUAAUUCCCAUGGCAUUUCUGAUAUGGAUGUUGUUGAUGCGGCUUUGCAUGGCCAGCAUGUGUCGUCUUCCCCUACUGACAAUUCCCCUGCUCAGCAACAGCAGGAUCAAGUAAUGCUCGAACAGGGCGAUGAUAACAAAAACGGGGAUUCUGAUCCUAGUAAUGUACCAGAGACUAGUGUAAUUAGCGAGAAUCAGUUUGAGGUUGAAGAUUCCAAGACGGUUUCGCACCAUGAACUGAUCACUCCUAAGCCUAAAGAAAAGAACAUUAGGGAAAUGAAGAAUGUGCUAAAUGAUACCGAGAUGACUGAGUAUGAUGAGUAUGGCACACCUCUGGACCGGGAAACAUUUAUGAAAGAGCUUGAGAAUUUCUACAGAGAGCGGUCCUUGGAAUUUAAGCCUCCUAAGUUUUACGGAGAGCCACUAAAUUGCCUUAAGUUGUGGAGAGCUGUUAUCAGACUGGGUGGCUAUGAUGUGGUAACUGGCUCCAAGUUGUGGCGACAAGUAGGAGAGUCUUUCAACCCCCCAAAGACAUGCACUACAGUCUCAUGGACAUUUAGAAUCUUUUAUGAGAAGGCACUUUUAGAGUAUGAAAAGCAUAAGAGAGAGACUGGGGAGCUACAGCUCCCUGUUGGAUCAUUCCAUCAAUCUCCAAAUGUAGAAAAAGAGUCUAGGGAUCAUCAGAGGUGGUCGAUUGCUGCUGGUUCUCUACUACACAUGAUAAGGAAGGAGAAAUUUUACAGAAAAGAGCAUUUGAAACAUGACUUGGAAGCAUGUAACAACAUUUCAACCUCUACAAUCUGUUUGUAUAUAUCGAAUAAUGAGUUUCUUUUUCAGACUACUGUUUACCAGGCUCUAGGAUCAGGUAGAGCACGAAGGGAUGCAGCAGCCCGUGCAAUGCAAGGUUGGCAUGCUCAACGCCUUCUUGGAUAUGGUGAGGUUGCUGAGCCAGCUACUAAGGACAAGAACUUCAGUUCCACACCAAAGCGUGAAAAGAACCUAAAAAGCAUUGGUAUGAUUAAUAAACAGAGGACCCCAGCUGGUUUGGAGCAUGCUGAGAAAGCUGCAAAUGUUGAAGGAGACAGACAAUUGGUCACAGCAGUGGUUGACAUUGGACCCCCAGCCGACUGGGUGAAGAUCAACGUACGAGAAACUAAAGAUUGUUUUGAGGUGUAUGCCCUAGUUCCCGGGCUCCUUCGUGAGGAGGUGCGAGUCCAAUCAGAUCCAGUUGGACGUCUGGUUAUAACUGGUUUGCCGGAACACAUUGAUAAUCCAUGGGGAAUUACCCCAUUUAAAAAGGUUGUGAACUUACCUGCAAGAAUUGAUCCCCUUCAGACAUCCGCUGUUGUUAGUUUGCAUGGUCGGCUAUUUGUACGGGUUCCCUUUGAGCAGGGAUCGGUAUGAAUGCUUGAUUUGUCAAAUCUCCUCUUAAGGGGUUAAAAUUAAACGAUCAGGGCGAGUUUAUAUGCUUGCAAAUACUGAAGCCCUGUUGGGUUAGUCGAAACUACCAACUACAUUACCAUUUUUUCUGGUAAAAAUACCCAAUUUCUCUAAUACAGUAUGCUAGAGUUUUCCCAUCAAAUGCCUUAUUAUCCAUAUACCAAAAAUUGGACAUUCUACCUUUUUUUACUUAUGUGUUGCCGCAUUUGUAACGUUAACUAGAAUCCAACUAGUGAGUAGAGAGCACUUGUUCAGAAGUCGCAUACCAAAAAACUACAUUAUCGAUA
This is a messenger RNA of Vigna radiata var. radiata (mung bean), 2191 nucleotides long. RefSeq names its product AT-rich interactive domain-containing protein 5. Gene Ontology annotation, molecular function: DNA binding. The coding region runs from base 441 to 1868 and encodes 475 amino acids. Gene Ontology annotation, cellular component: nucleus. The transcript has 14 exons. The record is from RefSeq and is a predicted model, not a curated record. Lineage: Eukaryota; Viridiplantae; Streptophyta; Magnoliopsida; Fabales; Fabaceae. Gene Ontology annotation, biological process: regulation of transcription by RNA polymerase II.